UAAUGAAGGAGCCGGGCACUCUCAGCGCACAGAGAGCAAAAUACUCCGCGCAGUUUGUCGCAAUUUCACAGAACUGGUAUCCUCGUCUGCUUCACCUCCGCAAUUGCAGAUCGAACGCCACUGUGUCAGAAAUGCGAACAAAGAAAGAAAAUAGUGUGGGCAAAUAGGAAAAGGAACAUCAAUCAGGGACGCUAGAUUACAGAUAGUUUCAAUAACCCGAAUGUACAUCUGUCAAGAUUCAUAUGCUGAUGAGCAUAUGCAGAUAUAUGGAUUUCUUUCUAAGGGAUCGUGAGGAUUUCUUAAGCAUCUGGAUAAAAAGCGAACAGGACACUUUAUUCAAUGGUCGAUUGAAAAGCAGUGCGUCGGUAUACUCUGGACGUAAAAUGAAGAUUUGGACAGAGGACAGAAAUUCUAUCGAAUCGCGCUGAAAAGGGGAAACUUGCCUUGGUAGAAAUGUGGCUAUAGCAAGUGUUGUGAUACAUUGUAUCAACAUAAGGAGAUUUAUUGGAGUCGUUUUCUGGGAAACCAACGCAUGACAGCAGAACGAUAUAAUAAUCAUUAUCAUACACUAACGAGUUUCCUUCUUCGUUAAAUAUCGUGCAUGAAUUGUUAUUGAUAGACUAGGCUACAUGUUUACAUUCUAGCCUAUAGGUGCAGCAUCGAUGUUGUAAAUAUUGGUAGACUACAAUGUCACGUGAAAUUGACUGAAUAGUAAUGCAUAUUUCUAGAAUCUCACAGAAACCAUGCUAUCUGUACUGAUUGUGGCAGCGCUGUCAUUCAAGUGUAAUUUAACACUUGGUAGGAGGCGAAACCACGUUCUCUGACUCGCAACAUAAAUAUUGUGAACAUCUGAAUCGUAACAAAAGACGCGUGUUUCUUCCAGUUUUUGUUUAACGAAUUUUUAAGUUUGAUUGGACUACGAAAAACGCUAAGAAUGUCGACAGUAAUGGUGGCAAAGAAGGUAAAACGAAAAUGGGAAAAUCUCCCAGGCAAGAACACUUUCUGCUGCGAUGGACGUGUGAUGAUGGCAAGACAGAAAGGCGUCUUCUAUCUGACCUUAUUUUUAAUCGUCGGGACCUGCGCUCUGUUUUUUGCAUUCGAGUGCCCAUACCUGGCUGUCAACCUGUCCCCCGCCAUCCCUGCAGUUGGAGCCGUGCUCUUCCUGUUUGUGGUGGCUAUGUUGUUCAGGACCAGCUUCAGUGAUCCUGGCGUGCUGCCUCGUGCUCUGCCAGAAGAGGCCACCUUCAUUGAGAUGGAGAUUGAGGCGGCUAAUGGGAACGUCCCGCCAGGGCAGCGCCCCCCUCCCCGCAUCAGGAACGUUCAGAUCAACAACCAGAUCGUGAAGCUCAAGUACUGCUACACCUGCAAGAUCUUUCGCCCUCCUCGAGCGUCCCACUGCAGCAUCUGUGACAACUGCGUGGAGCGCUUUGAUCACCACUGUCCCUGGGUAGGGAACUGCGUGGGCAAGAGAAACUACCGCUACUUCUACCUGUUCACCUUGUCGCUUUCGCUGCUCACCAUCUUCAUCUUCGCCUUCGACAUUGUCCACAUGGUGAUGCGUUCUGUGGACUCUGGUUUUGUGGGUGCACUUAAGCAGACUCCUGGAACGGUGGUGGAGGUGGUGGUCUGUUUCUUCACCUUAUGGUCUGUGGUAGGACUGACUGGAUUCCACACCUACCUGAUCUCCCUCAACCAAACCACCAAUGAAGACAUCAAAGGUUCAUGGUCAGGCAAAAAUCGAGUCCAGAACCCCUACAGUCACAGGAACUUCAUGAAGAACUGUUGCGAGGUGUUGUGUGGACCUGUGCACCCCAGUGUUCUGGACAGAAGAGGCCUGAUGCUUGAGGGGUUGCCCGGCUCAACCAAUCCCACGGCUGCUCUAACACACGUCAGCAAAAGCAAAAACCCUGAGGCACAGCCCACAAAAACCAAAGCAGAGCACGGUCCUGAUGAUGAUGUCAAGCCUGACGUCAGCACUUCGACUACGGACAUAUCCGGCCUCGAGAAGAGCCCUUCCUCCUCUGAGAUGUUACCCUCUCCCCAGGACCUGCCUCCUGAGCCACCGAGAGACAACACAGACUGUGCUCCAGACAAAGAGGACACCUACUAGCAGGAUCGGGAAGGGGAGUCCCUCUACAGCAUUGCUUGGGAUCCCAGGAAAGCCACUGUAUGAAACUACUGAGGAUGCUCUGUUUUGCAGUAUUAGGCCUGUGGUGGUGGUGGUGGGGGGCACUUUCCCAUCUUUUGCCAGAACUGACUGAGGAACAUGACACUACAGAAAACCGGCCUGUUUUUGGAGGGACAUUCUAAUGCCAUUUUUCAUUGAGACAUGGUUGGUUCUUUAUACCCAAACUUUGCAUGGGACACUUUCUAGGAACGGGGGACUGAGAAAUCUUAAAAUGCGAUCCAGUUACCUAGGAGUCCAUUGUUUACCGCUACGUGGGGCUUGUAUUGAUUGUUAGGUAUUUUUCUUUUUUUUGUAUUUCAAUGACCUCUAAAUGUUAAUGGCCAGUGUAAACCUACCCCAUACCCCAUUUGACACUGACAAUAUUCUUCCUGGUCUUAUGUAUCUCUACUAAAUAGCGAUAUGAAAAACUUUUUAGCUUCUGCAGUACCAAGCAGCGCCUAUGCAAUUAAUCGUAAGAAUGGCACAACAGAUUGUGUGACUGUUUGGCAGGAUGGAGCUUUGGUGGUUUGGCUGUGGCCUAACAUCAGCUUGCAAAAAAUAUAUGCUCACAUCUGUUACUUUUUGGUAAAACGAUGAUGACUAUUCAGUCCAAGAAAUAGACCUGCGAUGUGUUGGAUCACAGUAGGAGUGUUAUCACCAUUGAAUGAUGUCAUUGUUUUCCUAUCCCCAAUAAUGUGACAUCAUGAGCAGAACUGGCACUGAAACCCCUUAAACAUGCUGCACUUUGAGCUCAGUCAGGCAUUGGCUGAGUUCAUGUUCUAUUUAUGCUAUUUAUGGACAUGGUCCCUUUUUGGUCACUUUUGAGUCACAAGAGAGCCAAAAUGGUGUUUUGAGAUCCAGAUUUCAGCCUCAAGUCUUGAAUCACCUGUCCCUCUUCCACUGAGGACAGUUUCUGUCCCAAGCCUGUCUGGGCCACAUGUGAAGGGAAUGGUCAUAUUUGCUGCAGGCAGUCAGAAACUGUGCCUUAUCUCAGAACUGCUCUUUCCAAGCAGUUGAGACCAUCUGCAAAGCGACCAAUCGGCUUCACUUAUGGUGGUUGUAAAACAUUCCUGAGAGAAAAUAUAAUGCUGUGUAUGUGUGGAGUAUUAAGUGAGAAAUGUGACCUUUUAUAAAUGAAGAAAUGACAUAGAGGAGCAAAAAAUGAGAAAAGCCAUUAUUUGUAAAGGCCAGUGUCUCAAUAGGUGUGGGAUGAAUAUACAGAAGAAUAGAAGGGGAAAAAAUGCUUAGCUGCACACAGUCUCUGUGUUGCAACAUUCUUGUUUACUUUUUGCCAUGACCUUACAGCCUCCAAUUUCAGCAAAAUUAUUUGAUGGCUCAUUCCAGAACUUUACUUAAGCAUUCCCCUGUUGUCUUCUUGUCCCUGCCUCUUUUAUGUGCUUGAGGCAGAGGGCUUUUUGCAUUUCUGCAGCAAUUUGUUUCUUUUCUUCAGGAGAAAGGUAUUGGUAGCUGAAGGUUACCUCGCCCAUAUAAAAACUAUUUAUGAGUUUGUUGCAUCACACUAGAAAAAUACAAUAAUUGGGCCUCAUUCACAAAACAUUCCUCCGAAGAGAUUUGGUCAUCAACUGUGCUUACAAACCUUUUCAUGAACAUUUCGAAAUUCAUAAUUUUUUCUUAUCUGAAUUUGUCCUUUGGUACAAUCAAAAUCUAUGUGUGUUUGGAAACAUGCUUAAAAGCAUAUAUGCAGUAGAUGUUUAUACUUAGAAUGAUUUAAUAUUUG
Anguilla anguilla (European eel) is the source of this 3905-nucleotide messenger RNA. Its product is annotated as palmitoyltransferase ZDHHC9-like. Gene Ontology annotation, biological process: peptidyl-L-cysteine S-palmitoylation; protein targeting to membrane. The record is from RefSeq and is a predicted model, not a curated record. The coding region runs from base 935 to 2110 and encodes 391 amino acids. The transcript has 9 exons. Lineage: Eukaryota; Metazoa; Chordata; Actinopteri; Anguilliformes; Anguillidae. Gene Ontology annotation, cellular component: endoplasmic reticulum; Golgi apparatus. Gene Ontology annotation, molecular function: protein-cysteine S-palmitoyltransferase activity.